Spodoptera frugiperda (fall armyworm) is the source of this 2736-nucleotide messenger RNA. RefSeq lists its product as uncharacterized. The coding region runs from base 364 to 2646 and encodes 760 amino acids. NCBI's taxonomy places the organism in Eukaryota, Metazoa, Arthropoda, Insecta, Lepidoptera, Noctuidae. The record is from RefSeq and is a predicted model, not a curated record. The transcript is spliced from 14 exons.
CACACAGGCCCAUGAUGUCACUCCGCAAUAUAAACACAACCUUGGAAUAGCAACGAAAUGAUUGCGUCAUCGCUUUAUUUUGGUCGAUUUUGUCGCUUCUCGAUAACACGGCCAAUUUCAAUAUCACUCGAUGUAACUUAACGUGUUACUGUUAGCAACGCUUCUUAUUUCCGCCGUGUAAUAUGAAAUAUUCCCGCUCGAAGUGGACUGCUAUUUGAAUGAAAAUAGUAUUUAGUGAACAGAGAAUCUCAGUGCGCGCUACAAGUGUGGAAAUAAUAUUAUAAUUAAAUAUUAACGUGUCCAACACGUUGAGUGAUACUAGUCGAUAUUUAGGAACAAAUUAAUUUAAUUUAAAAAAUAGCCAUGGGUAAGGACGAGAAAGAAGACUCAGGGUUUGGAUUCAAGGACCGGGCGAAGGCGCUGGAGACUCUGCGCCUGCUGGAGGCGCACGACGCCAACUACCGGCGCCUCACCGUGCGCGGGCUGCUCGGCCGCGCCAAGCGGGUGCUCUCCAUGACGAAGGCAGAAGACAAAAUAAAGAACAUCAAGGAGGCGAUGGAAGUAUUCGAGCAGUGGCUGGCGGACCUCGACGCCAGCAAGAAGACUGACAAGCCAGACAAGAAGGACGGCAAGAAGGAAGAGAAGAAAGAACAGAAGAGUGGCAGCGGUGAGAGCUCGUCAGCAUCAGACGUGGAGAUAGAGGACAAGAAGAGCGAGAAGAGUGAGAAGAAGGAUCUACCGGCGGAGACAGUCCCGGGGCUGGGGUUCAAGGACCGCGCGGCAGCUGAGGGCACGCUGCGGGAGCUGGAGGGCCGGGACCCUGACUACCAGCGGCUCGCCGUCAAGGGACUGAUUGGGCGCGCCAAGAGGGUGCUCACUUGCACCCGCGACGAGACGAAGAUCUCGAACAUCAAGGAGGCGAUGGCCAUCUUCGAGAAGUUCCUGGACGACUUCGAGUCCUUACACCUGAGCAGACAGAACAACGCGUACCUCGCGCUGGGACACGUGCGGACGGCGGCGCGGCGAGCCGGGGACAACGUCACACCACUACAGAAAUCCUUCAUAGCGGCGUACAGCAGCGUGUCGGGCGAGUACAAGCGCCUGCGCAGCGUGCGCGCGGACGGCGAGGACACCACCUGGGACAUCGUCCGGAACAGAGAGCUGAAGACUCUUAAGGAGAAGCACGCAGAAGCGAAGCUGUUCAAUGACAAGGAUGAGCCGACGGCGGAGCACCUGCAGAUGUUGCUGUGGGCAUACUCGCCCGAGCCGGCCCGGGUCAAGAAGUACCUGCCGGAGACUAAAGAGGACAAGGGGGACAAGGAGGACAGGGAGGACAGGAAGCGGAGGAGCAGCGCGCGGGAGGACGACUCGCCCUCCAAGCGGAGUAAGCUGACCACAGACAUGGCGAGCGAGCCGACACUCCCGCCGAAGACGGUGCCGGGCCUGGGGUUCAAGAAUGCGGCGGCUGCACAGCGCACGCUGCGGGCGCUGCGAGGCAGGGACCCGUUCUACCAGCGCAUGGUGCUCAGCGGCCUCAUGUCCACUGCCAAGCAGGUGCUGCGCCAGACCCGCAAGGACAGGAAGAAGGCGAACAUCCUGGCGGCGCUGGCCGUGUUCGACAAGUUCCUGGAGGACUUCCACUCGCGGCGCGCCAUCAAGCAGAACUGCCCGUACCUCCCGCUCGACUCAGUUCGGAGGGCGGAGGAACUCGCGGGCGACAACGUUACUGAGCAACAGAAAGCGUUCAUAGCGGCGUACAGCAGCGUGCGCGGCGAGUACCAGCGCCUGCGCAACGUGCGCGCGCAGCACGAGGACUCCACCUGGGACAUCGUCCGGAACAGAGAGCUCAAGCCUCUAAAAAGGAAGCUCGCCCGCGCGGACCUCUUCGAUGAAGAUGGAGAGCUUACAGAGGAGCACGUAGAGAUGAUCCUCUGGGCGUACUCUCCCGACCGCAGGGCACUCUCGGAGUACUUCCGCACGCCCAGGGAGCUGAGAGAGAGACGGAGGGAGAUUGAGAACGAGGCACAGGUGGUGGGCAGCGACACGGACGAGCAGAGCGACGGAGAGAGGCGCAGCAAGAGAACCACUACGAAGGCGAUAUCCAAGGUGAAGGAAGCCAUCGCGAGCCUGGAGAGGUCCCUGCAUCAGCUGAAGGCGCGCGCUGCGAUCAGAUCCAGCCCGUACCUGCCGCUCGAUGCCGUCCGGAGGGCGGAGCAACUGGCGGGGGACAACAUUACUGAACAACAGAAAGCGUUUGUAGCGGCGUACAGCGCAGCGGGGGGUGAUCGCAGGGGGCUGGGCAACAUGCGCGCGCACGGCGAAGAUUACACCUGGGAAUAUGUCAGGAACCGGGAACUCUCGCUGCUCAGGGACAAGUACGCAGACGCGAGGCUGUUCACAGCGGACCGCGCGCCCACGCCGGAACACAUGGAAAUGUUGCUCUGGGCGUACUCGCCCAAGCCCAAACGAGUCGCGAAGCUAUUACUGGCCAAGAAGAAGGGAGAGAAAGAGAGUGAGAGUCACACUAAUGAUAAAAGUGAGAGUGACAAGAGUAGCAAGAGAAAGCAGAGUAGUAAGAGACAAACCAGCAGCGAGAAUGACGAGGGUGAUGGAAUGCUACGACGCAGCAAGAGAAUUAAAAAAUAAGUAGGUAAUAGUUAUUGCAAAGUGAUUGUUAAUGUAUUAUAAUAAUAUUUUUUAUAUAAUAAAUAUUUUAUUUUAGUUAAAUAUUUUUAA